AUGGACCACCGUCAAGGUGACAACGACUACCUCAAUUACCGAUCAAGACACACGGGCAAUAAUUCUGACGAUGAUGCCAACACCUCUGGUGACCGUGUGGACGUCCGACAUAGUGCGCGAUGCCGACUCAUGGAACUUCCUGCAGAGCUGCGAUGCAUUGUUCUGAAGGAGCUACUGGUGUCGUCGGAACCUUUGUGGUUGGCAAGCGCGACUGCAAUGAAAUAUCUGGCUUCGAGGGGAUAUAUCGACGUCAAGCAUUACUUCGAAGUCCGACCAGCGAGGAAAGUGUUUCCCGAAAUUCUCGUUGCUUGUCGUCAAAUACACACCGAGGCUAGUGAGCUACUCUACACCAACACUAUCGAAAUGCACAUGGUCUCGCAACUGUAUGCAGGCCCACAUCUCCCCAGACCAAGCGAGUUCCUAGCUACCCUGCCCAGACAGAUAAGCCGUCUCCAGGUUUCCCUGCUUGCAUCGUCGUACGAUACCAUGCCCAGUAUGUGGACCAAUGGCUGUAUGGAAUUGUGUCGAGCUCUCAUCGAUCGCCCGAACCUGACCGAGUUGACCUUCGUCAUGACAGGUUGGUUCACGUCUAAGCAAGUCAAGCCGGUCAUAUCAGCACCGGACAAAGCAUUGGGCCUUGUUGGAUCUGUAUAUGCGCGACGCAUCCCACCAUUGCAGCACAUGCUGUAUCUUCGGGGUCGCACCGUCACGUGUGAGGGCAUUGAACCAGAUCUUGCACAUGCCCUUUGUGACACAUUGACGUUGCCGAGUCCAGAUCUUGAUCUACCUUCCAGGCUGCACGCACUGGAAAAGGUGGGGUCGGAGGCGGCCAAGUACAGGGCCGGCGACAGGAGUAUUCGAAAUUGGCCGACCUUUUACUACCUCCAUGACAAGAUGAGGCAAUACGUUUGGGUCAUGGAUACAGACCGGUUCUUCAGCGCCGAGGCGUUUUUAAUGGAGUCGGUGGGCAAAUUCUGGGCGGAAGUGGCAGAACGACGUCCCAAUCGAGGCCUUAUAUGCAACAUCAAUCCUCGCUUCGAAUCAUACAAGCGCAAGUAUCUGCCAAGUGCCUCAAACUCCUCAGCGAACGUCAGCAACGCGUCCGCUUGA
Molecule: messenger RNA, 1110 nt
Organism: Cyphellophora attinorum
Lineage: Eukaryota; Fungi; Ascomycota; Eurotiomycetes; Chaetothyriales; Cyphellophoraceae
Exons: 1
Coding region: 1-1110 (369 amino acids)
Source: RefSeq, a predicted model, not a curated record